This is a messenger RNA of Cajanus cajan (pigeon pea), 2190 nucleotides long. The record is from RefSeq and is a predicted model, not a curated record. Lineage: Eukaryota; Viridiplantae; Streptophyta; Magnoliopsida; Fabales; Fabaceae.
AUGGUUGACUACCAAAAGCUUUCAUCAAAAGUUUGGGGGGUUGAUGCUAACAAUGCUUUCCUUAAUGGUUUCUUAGAUGAAGAUGUUUACAUGAGGCAGUGUCCAGGUUUUGAAGUUUUUGAUAAAUCAUUAAUUUGCAAACUUAACAAAGCCAUUUAUGGUCUUAAACAGGCACCCAGGGCUUGGUAUGAACAUCUCACCACUACUUUACUUCACUUUGUCUUUGUUCACAACAAAUAUGAUCUGUCUCUUCUUGAUUGCAAGAAGUCUAUUGCCUGUGUUUAUCUCUUGGUAUAUGUGGAUGAUAUAAUUAUCACUAGUACUUAUCUUUCUUUGAUGCAACAAUUCAUUUCAAAGCUCAAUGCCACCUUUUCUCUUAAGCAACUUGGUGAUUUGGAUUAUUUUCUUGGUAUUGAGGUUAAGCAUGUUACUUUUGGGUCUAUGCUCCUUAGUCAAGCUAAGUACAUUGAGAAUGGCGAUUGUGACCGGGGAGAUCGGUACCUCGAGAAGUUGGUGCACUUCGUGGAGGACCAGGCGGGACCUCUGAUCGAAGGAGCCUUGGUGUUGAAGCUGAAUCCAGCGGGUCUUCACUACGUGCAAACGAGGCUGGAGGCGCUGCACGAGUUGGAAAGCCUCCUUUCCGGCGCUCCGGUGGACUACCUCCGAGCGUACGUGUCGGACCUCGGUGACCACCGCGCUCUGGAGCAGCUCCGUCGGAUCCUGCGCCUCCUCACCUCGCUGAAGGUCGUUUCGGUGCUGCCUCAUCCAAUCAGGGAUCCAACGCCCUUGUCGUUUCUUCCGUUAGGGUGCUUGAAGGUUCUCGAACUCAGAGGUUGCGACUUGUCAACUUCCGCCGCCAAAGGCUUGCUCGAGCUCCGCCACACACUCGAGAAGAUCGUUUGUCACAACUCUACCGAUGCUCUGCGGCACGUGUUUGCUAGCAGGAUAACGGAGGUGAAGAAGUCUCCGCAGUGGAACCGCUUGUCUUUUGUGUCAUGUACGUGUAAUGGCUUGGUUCUCAUGGACGAGUCUCUGCAGCUUCUUCCCGCGGUUGAAACACUUGACCUCAGUAGGAACAAGUUUGCAAAGGUGGAUAAAAACUUAAAAAAUAAAUAACGUAAAAAUUUAAAUACAAAAUAAUUUUUAUUUAAAAAGCUGACAUGACAUUUAAAUUAUGUGUACAUACACAUCAGAUACAGUACCAAAACCCCUCAUUUAUCAGGGUUACGGUAGCAAUCCCCUUCUAAUUAUCAUAGUUUGUGAAAUGGCAGACAUGUUGCUAAUCAUGUUUAUAAAUAAUCGGAUGAUUAUUAAUGCAUACAUUGCAUAUUGACACAAGCUUGGACAUGUUAAUUAAGUUCCCAAUUUAGAAGAAUUAAUUUAUGGUAGUUAUGUGAGAAUAUAUGUCUAGAUGGUAUGGUGAUUUAGAAUGAGAUUAUAAUAAGAUGUAUGGUGGUAUGGAUAGGAGAAUUAAAAAGAAGUUAGGGUAUAGUGAAUAUAUAUGCAUGGAGACAGAGGCAGUGGGUAGGAGGUACAAGUAACAGAAAGGGGUUGGAUACGGAUCUGUUGGAUGAUAUCUUUGGCAUUUGAAUAGUGAGUAGCAUACCCCCAUCCUACCCGACAACUUUUUCUCUCGCCCUUUUCCUAUACCUUGCUUUAAUUAUACAUCCCUAAUCCCCACUUUCUACUUAUGAAUUAAUUAUGCAAGACACAUAAAUAAUUGGCAUAAACAGGAUUAGGAAGAUGAGAGGAAGUGACCGACAGGUGUGUGUGGAGGAAGACGAUGGAGGCAGGUAAAGAAUACAGGCUGGACUGACAGGAAAGCAGUAAUGAUUCGCGCUCCGAUUCGGCGAUCCGUCUUGUCGUUUUGUGCCACCUCAGCAUCAUGUGGGCCCUUUCCUCCUAUUUUUUUUCCCUACGAAAAGGACCAAACUUCAAAAAAUAAAUAUCCCACACCAAAUGCUCUACAGCCUGGAAUAGUCCUCAGUCAAACUCAACCAAGCAAGGAACCUCAGCCAUCAUCAGUAUCACCCAACCGUUAUCAUCGUUAUCUCUUUAAUUUCUUUUUUUUUUUUCUUUCCCCACUUUCCGUUUUUUUUUUCUAUCUUUUUCCCUUUUAAUAUUUUAACCUCACAUUUCUGGUUCUCAACGUUUUCUUUGUCCACAUUAAUUAACUUCCACAACUGUUCU